Messenger RNA from Pocillopora verrucosa, 2159 nucleotides. Its product is annotated as ras-like GTP-binding protein RHO. Gene Ontology annotation, cellular component: cytosol. Gene Ontology annotation, biological process: small GTPase-mediated signal transduction. Lineage: Eukaryota; Metazoa; Cnidaria; Anthozoa; Scleractinia; Pocilloporidae. The record is from RefSeq and is a predicted model, not a curated record. Gene Ontology annotation, molecular function: GTP binding; GTPase activity; protein kinase binding.
GAGGUCAGCGGUAAGAAUAGCGAACCCCCCCGACUACACUGUAGCAGAAGAACGGGUUGUCGCUCGUUGAUCCUUCGUUCCAGUCACUGUUGGGAGUAUUCUAAACCCACGAUAAGGAACAGUGUUCUUUACAUUUGAAAGUUCUUUCCCUAGAUUGAUGAUUUAAGAUGGCAGCAAUACGCAAAAAACUUGUGAUUGUGGGUGAUGGUGCCUGUGGCAAGACCUGUUUACUGAUUGUGUUCUCUAAAGAUGAGUUCCCUGAAGUGUAUGUGCCUACAGUGUUUGAAAAUUAUGUGGCUGACAUUGAAGUUGAUGGCAAGACAGUAGAGUUAGCAUUAUGGGAUACAGCAGGACAAGAAGACUACGAUAGGCUACGACCUCUUUCUUAUCCCGACACUGAUGUUAUCCUGAUGUGCUUCUCCAUUGAUAGUCCUGACAGUUUGGAGAACAUCCCUGAAAAAUGGACUCCUGAAGUGAAGCAUUUCUGUCCAAAUGUCCCAAUCAUUUUGGUUGGUAAUAAGAGAGAUCUCAGAGAUGAUGAACACGUCAAGAAAGAAUUGGCAAAGAUGAAACAAGAACCAGUCAAACAUGAAGAAGGAACUCAAAUGUGUGAAAAGAUCAAUGGGUAUGCAUACUUGGAGUGUUCGGCAAAAACAAAGGAUGGAGUGAUAGCUGUUUUUAGAACAGCUACAAAAGCUGCCCUUGAUACCAAAGCGAAGAAGAAAAAAAUGAAAUGUUGCAUAGUUUGAAACAUCUGGUGAGCCAGUUUACCUGAAACUUAUUAAAAAUUGAACCGUUUGAUUAUAAAGUUAUAGUUUUUUGCUUGAAACAAGAGUAAUAUUUUCAAUGGAUCAAAAAAUUCUUCACUUAUGUUUGGUGAAUUUUGAUCCAGUCUGUUUGUUUGUCAUUCAUGGUUAUCAAUCCCAAUAACUGAUCAGAUAGAAUGUAAUUAUCAGUUUGUUAAUUACUUCAGAGUUUGCAUGUUAAGUGAACGGUACAGCAAACAGUACAGAUUUGAUUAUCAUCCCAUGAUAUGAUUUAUUUUUGUUUGAGGUAAAUGAUAUAAUGUAUUAAUAAGUGCAUUCAUGCGUUUUCUUUUUCUAUAAGCAAUUAUAAGUAGAUCUUUGAAAAAAUUUUUGCCAUUAUUGUAUUAAUAAAAUAGCUUUUAGUCAUUGAAAAAAUAUUUGUUCUUCUUAUUUAAUGCAAACCCAAUGAAAAGCUGAAUACAGUCAUUUUUUGGUGGAAUGCUAUGAUGUCUCCUUCUAAAAUUUGAUAUUCGCACCUCAUGCAGGAAAGAUCUAGCUGUAAAUGUACUAUUUCUGUCUUUUGCUGAUGCAAAUAUCAAUAUAUUUUUAGGUAAUUGUGUUAACCAAUAUGCCAUUUGUUGUUUCCCCAAAGGGAUUUGCUUUAUUUCACCUCCAUCGCUGAGAUUUGAUUUAAUGUUUUGUGAUAAAAAUCAAAAUAUUCCUGCAAAGGAAAAGUGUGUAAUAAUUUUUGUAUCAAACAUUUACAUGACAUUUCUUUGAGAAAAAAAUAUCUGUGGGUGAUCACUGCAUUCCAGGUACUCUAGAUCAGUAUCGAAAUUAUAUCUGAUUUGAAUUUCUGAUUAAUAUCUCUAUGAUAAGCAGAAUAUUAGAUAGCUAUUGACCUUUUUCGCUCUUCCAUCAGUAUCCAUUUUCUCCCUAUUGUUUUUGAUACAUUUCUUAAGGUGCUGACAAGGAGAAAUUGAUUAUCAAUCAAGAACUUCUUUAGUUGGUGAUCAUUUCCUUGAUUCUCAUUAACUUAAAGUGUGAUUCAGAGGUGAUAUUGUAAAGAGAAAUUAGGUACUAAUCACUCUUAGGGAUAAGGGGUUUAAGGAUGCUGCUGGUAUCUUGUUGUGUUGAUGUUCCAUCCUGUUCCAAUCUUUUGGAUUAAUGGAGACAAGUGAAAUUGUGAGGGACUGAUGCAAGGUGGUUAGUUAACUACUUUUUUUUCUUUCCUUUGACACCUUGAUAUUUUUUACCCAUUCUUUUAUUGCUUAUUUUACGUCCAGCUGAUGGAAAGUCUGGCAUAGGUUACUGAUGAUUCAGUAUACUUGUCCUAACCCAGCCAUGUUGUAUUCUGUACCAAUGUGUGGAACACAUUUGUUUGCGAAUAAAGUCAAAGGACACUUUUGUUUG